CUCUCUGUUCCCUGGAGUGUGUCUGUGGCCACUCUUCUCUCCUCCACACGGAGUAUUGUGCUGCUGCUGAUGCUGCAGAGCUUACUCCCAGGAUCUCUGCCUCAUUUUGCUUUCUCUCUCUCCCUCUCUCUCAUUUAACGGUGAUAGGGAAGGCAGUGUGGUCUCUGCCUCUGUCUCGCUUUCACACGCAAAAGCUUACAAGGGCGCACAGAGAAGGGAUGGGGCAGUUGUUGUUUGUCAGUCUGGAGUCCUGCUGAGAGUGAAAGGGAGGAAAGCGCCAGUCGGGAGCCGCGCAGCCUACAUAUCUCUCUCUCUCCCAGUCUGCAGCCUUCAAGAACAGCAACCGCAUCAGUUUUUCAGAGCAGCACUCUCCCCCGUCCCCUCCUCCUCCUCUUUCUUGCUCUCUCUCUUUCCCUUUCCGUCGCCAAUGUGGGAAUGUAGCGGACUGAGGUAGCAAGCAAGCAGCCAAGGCUUUCAGAUUUUUCUACCACAAUGACAGGCGGUGGACAGACAGCUGGAGAAAGACGGACAGUCCGGGAGAUCUGAGGGGAAAGGAAUUGGAUGGGGAUCAGUUGGAUUUACCCCCUCCCCCUCUUCCGCCUCAUCCCGACAGAUCCUCUCCCUCACUCUCUCUCCAGUUCCACUGGCUCUCUUCAUGCAGGAUUACCGUUCGCCACUACAGCUGAAACACCGCUGCACAGGGCUGCCUGGGUGAACAGCAAGGGGUAGGCUGACCAAAAGCAGGGAAGACGACUGUAGAGGAAGCCCCUUGACUGGAGCCUAUAUAAAACGAGUGCAACCCCUCCAGAACCCCAGAGGAAAAGGAAUCGAGGGCUGUGGAUUAGAGUGCCAUUGAGAAGCAGUGAGUUGGAGCCGCAGAGGAGGGGUGCUACCCUGCCUGGUUUGUUUCUCAUUGAAACACACACAGGAUUUACAGCUACGGUCUUAAGCUCGCCACACCGUGGAUCGAUGCCCUUCUGCCUGCCUUUUUUCUUCAGCUUUUUUCCUCAUAUGGGAGUGAAGUACCUUGGGAUUUACCGUUGUUUCGUUACCACCUAACUACAGCGAGGCUCGCCCCCUCGGUUCAGCACCCUCACCUGUCCGUGUCCAACCUGUGUGUGUGUGUGUGUGUGUGUGUGUGUCUGUUUGUUUGUUUCUGUAUUUGUGUGUACUUAGCUAGCUCUGCGCCAGAGGGAGUGUAUAUUUGCUUACGUGUGCAUCCUCGUGAGCUGCUUGGCUUCUAAUUACUUGUACGUGUCUGUGGGUGCUCUCUUGUGUCCGUGUGGGUAUAAAUUUAGGCAUUUUGUGUGGGUGCAUUGGUAAAAUUUAAAAAUAAAUUAAGAUGUAAGAUGCCGUCUGUCAUUCGUGCCCUUUUGUCAUUGGGCCACCGGUUUGACCCCUGACCUUUGACGGCAUCGGCAAGAUGAGUGAGCACUCGGGAGCGAGCACUCUGGAGGCCAUGACCCUGGAGGAACCCGGGGACGAACAGGCCUCCCCUCGGGCACCGGGGCCUCUUCGCUGUGGGCCCUGUGCUGUGUGGCCCCGCCAGCAGACCUGGCUGUGUGUGGUGCCCUUGGUGAUGGGCUUCGUGGGCCUGGGCCUCAGUCUCAUGCUGCUCAAAUGGAUUGUAGUGGGCUCCGUUCAAGACUAUCUGCCCACGGACCUGGUGGACGCCAAGAGCAUAGGGCAGGAUCCCAUCUUUCUCUCCGAACCCAGCGCCCUGCCCAAGCGACCAGACACUAUGACCACGACUUCCACCACCAACCCUCCAGCCCCGAGAACUCGAUUUGGGCAGCCCUCCAACCACUCGGCCCCGCACCUCCACAACCGGAUCGGCAGUGGCACCCAUGUGACGGGCACCACCACCACUACCCAUACCACUCGACUCGUCCCGCCCGGGGGUAAAGAGGUGACCCCGCGCAGCACCACAGUACGGCGGAAUGGCAACACGGGUAACGGUCGUAAGGAUAAGAACCCACCGAACUCACGACCUAGUCCAACUUCCACGACUACCAAACCCACAACCAAGGCGCUAUCGCCCACUUCUCCGCCAUCUCCCCCAGCCAAGCCCACCGGGCGCUGGAACCCUGGACGCUCUGUGAAAGGUCCAGCCACACGCCCACACCACCGCUUCAGAACAUUGGCCCCCACAUCCCCUAGUCUGCGUUUGGAGGUCUUCAAGCCUUGCAUUGAUGACAAGGACCUAGCCUUCUGCCUCAACGAGGGCGAGUGCUCCAUCAUUGAGACAGUAGCAGGAGUGCACAGACACUGCAGGUGUAAAGAGGGUUACCACGGACUACGCUGUGACCAGUUCGUACCCAAGACGGACUCCAUCUUAUCUGACCCAACGGGUGAACUGGGCAUCGAGUUCAUGGAGAGCCGUGAGACUUACCAGAGACAGGUGAUGUCCAUCUUCAGCAUCGCCUCAGGAAUCAGUUUUCUCGGAGUGGCGGGCUUGGCUCUCUAUCGCCGCAACAAGUGA
Molecule: messenger RNA, 2482 nt
Organism: Coregonus clupeaformis (lake whitefish)
Lineage: Eukaryota; Metazoa; Chordata; Actinopteri; Salmoniformes; Salmonidae
Product: pro-neuregulin-3, membrane-bound isoform-like
Exons: 5
Coding region: 1424-2482 (352 amino acids)
Biological process (GO): nervous system development; intracellular signal transduction; animal organ development
Molecular function (GO): chemorepellent activity
Source: RefSeq, a predicted model, not a curated record